Triplophysa rosa is the source of this 7706-nucleotide messenger RNA. It is a transcript of the gene rhobtb4, whose product is annotated as Rho related BTB domain containing 4. The coding region runs from base 869 to 3094 and encodes 741 amino acids. Gene Ontology annotation, molecular function: protein binding; GTP binding; GTPase activity. The record is from RefSeq and is a predicted model, not a curated record. Gene Ontology annotation, biological process: small GTPase-mediated signal transduction. The transcript is spliced from 12 exons. NCBI's taxonomy places the organism in Eukaryota, Metazoa, Chordata, Actinopteri, Cypriniformes, Nemacheilidae.
GUGUCAGUGUCGUCACGCUGUUAAUAGGCUCUGGCGCUCGUCAGUGGAUUUGACAGGACAGCAAGUGGACACCGCGACAGCAUACGACAACAGCUAGAGCGAGAUAGAGUCGGGCUUUAGGGGCAAAAGGCAACCGGAGGCGAUACGGUGAUCACCAGCGCUGUGUGACAGAGGCAGCUCACAUGUUUGAGGGGUGGGAGGAUGUGUUCCAGGAGACAAAGGAAUCGCAGGCAUGUAGUUUUUUUGUCCGCCCAUAGUCAACUCGGGCACGUUUACGGACCGAAUAAUAAAAGUUACAUCCCUGUAUUACAUUAACGUUCAUGUAAAUACUCACCCAACUAUUUAAUGACCGAGGUUGGAUUUUUUUCGGGGUUAGUCACUACCUCAAAAAAGCUGCGAACACUCACAGAAUCUUAUAAUCUUUAUUGUUUUUGGAGUAUGCGUUACAAUAUCUGGAUAUCCUGAAGUGCAUUCCUCCAGAGUUCUAGUAAAGUGAAGAGAUCGUUCUUCAAAGGCGUGACAAAAGCAAACGGACGACACAGACAACUCGCAUCAGCACCACAAUAUCCACCCUCUCAGUAAAGGCGUCUGCAGAUUUGGGCGAUACGAACACAUUUCUUCUUGUCUGUUUGGAAGCGCUCUUAACCCAAAGUCCUGCGAUCCCCGGACCGUCAGAACUGCUGCUCAGCAACUAUACCACUGAGUCUUGGGCUGUACAAACUCAAUGACUAACGCCAGAUUUGUAUUUAUCGUUUUGGAAAAAGGACGCUAAGCUGUCUCGUUUUAUAAAGUUAAAAGCAGUGAACGUAUUGACGAGCUGUGCAUCCCGAAAGAUUCCCGAGGAGAAAUCACAGUAAGGGCCCUCUCCAUGGAUAUAGACACAGAUUAUGAACGACCUAAUGUGGAGACUAUAAAGUGUGUGGUGGUGGGUGAUAACGCGGUGGGCAAGACCCGGCUGAUCUGUGCCCGUGCCUGCAAUGCCACCCUUACUCAGUACCAGCUGCUUGCCACCCACGUGCCAACUGUCUGGGCCAUCGACCAAUACCGCGUGUGCCAGGAGGUACUUGAGAGGUCACGAGACGUGGUUGACGAGGUCAGUGUCUCUCUCAGGUUGUGGGACACAUUUGGAGAUCAUCACAAAGACAGACGCUUCGCUUACGGCAGAUCAGAUGUGGUAGUGCUGUGCUUCUCGCUGGCCAAUCCGAACUCUUUGCGGCAUGUCCGCACCAUGUGGUUCCCUGAGAUUAAGCACUUCUGCCCCCGCACCCCGAUCAUCCUGGUGGGCUGCCAGCUGGACCUGCGCUACGCUGAUCUGGAUGCUGUUAACAGGGCUCGCCGGCCCUUGGCCAAACCCAUCAAACCUACAGACAUUCUGCCCCCAGAGCGAGGCCACGAGGUCGCUAAGGAACUUGGCAUUCCAUAUUACGAAACAAGCAUUGUUGCUCAGUUCGGUGUUAAGGAUGUGUUUGACAAUGCUAUCCGUGCUGCACUCAUCUCUCGACGUCACCUCCAGUUCUGGAAGUCCCAUUUAAAGAAAGUCCAACGUCCCUUUCUUCAAGCCCCCUUCCUACCCCCUAGACCACCACGACCCGUGGUGGGCAUUCCCGAUCCUCCGCCCAUGGAUGGAGAAGGUCCGGACUCUCUUUUCUGCCAGCCCUUGUGCGGAGAUGUCCUGUUUCUCCUUCAGGGUGGGACCACUCACGUCUUCUCUCAUAAGGUGUACCUUGCCACUUCCUGCUCUAAGUUCUAUGACCUUUUCACAAUGGAUCUUGGGACAGCUGGCGAGGAGAAGGACGGCGAGGAUAGCUCGGAGGGGAGCGAGGAGGAGGAGCAGAGCCGAAGAGGAGCCAAAGAACAGGCUGGGCGUACCAAAAGCCUGGACAUAGAUAAGGAAGGUGAAGGGGGUACCAGGGGUUCCAACAGGCUGCUCAUGUUGCAGCAAGGCUCUUUGAGGACUUCACAGAGCGAUAACUCUCUACCCGCCAGGAGCCAGCGCUCUGUGGGACCUCUGGGAGCUGGCCGUGCUCUUUUGGGAUGGGGACGGGGUUUCUUAGGGGUAUAUUUGGAGAUGGUAGAUGAUCCUGUGACAGGGCGACCAAGACUCAUGACAGUAGUGUCCAUGGAUGAUCUUAUUCAGGAAGAGCCAUUCCAGGCAGUCCUGCAGUACCUUUACACAGGUCACCUGGAUGAGAGGCGUGGGGACCUGAUGCAGGUGGCCACCAUUGCUGAACUUCUGGAAGUCUUCGACCUGCGCAUGAUGGUGGCCAAUGCACUGAAUCGUGAGAGCUUCAUGAAUCAAGAGAUUACCAAAGCCUUCCAUGUGCGUCGUGCCAACCGCAUCAAAGAAUGCCUGAGCAAGGGCACCUUUGCUGAUGUGGUGUUUCGAUUGGACGACGGUUAUCUGCCUGCCCACAAACCACUGCUCAUCUCAAGCUGUGACUGGAUGGCAGCCAUGUUUCGUGGAUCCUUCAUGGAGAGCUACAUUGAGGAGAAAACAAAAAUGAUUAUGUCACGAAUGGUGGGUGGUGAGAGACACGGAGACAGAGGACCCAGGUGCAGACAGCGGGUGUCUAUUCCCAACACCAGUUGUGCCUGUAUGAGAGCAGUUCUGGAGUAUCUCUACUGUGGUGUAUUAACACCAUGUCCUGAACUGGAGCCAAUGGACCUUAUAAUACUAGCCAACCGCCUCUGUCUUCCCCACCUUGUAGCUCUUACAGAGCAACAUGCUGUUGAGGACCUGUUGCAGCUGUCCGUUAAAGGGGUGGACAUUGAUGGGCCCGUACUGACCUAUCUGGAGAUGGCUCAGUUCCACAAUGCCAAACAGCUCUCGGCCUGGUGUCUGCAUCACAUCUGCACCAACUAUAAUAGCGUCUGCCGCAAAUUUCCUAAAGACAUGAAGACCAUGUCUGCUGAAAACCAGAAACACUUCGAGAAGCAUCGCUGGCCACCCGUCUGGUUCCUGAAGGAGGAAGACCGCUACCUCCGCUCCCAAAAAGAGCGAGACCGCGAGGAAGAGAUCGUACGGAAGCAACACACUAAACGGGGCUGGUGCUUCUGGAGACAUCCAUCCUCCUCAGCACCCCAUAUUUCUUGAAGGUUCAACUCUACCCAUCAACCCCUUCACUCAUCUCCAUCCUGAGGCAUGUAGCCGAGCCUGGGGAUCCCUGUUUCAACGUCCAGGUGUGUCCGUCCUGGCUUCUCUGGAAAUUAUUCUGGAGUCUCUUUGCCCCCGAACUUUCAUCUUCCCUCCGAGCUGGGCCUUAGUGGACCGCCUACCACAAGCGCUCAGAAUGUGUCAUUAAAUAGGAGAAGGCUUUAAGAAAAUUUCAAAUCUGUUUCAACGUUAUGUUCACCACAUGCCAUCUUUGCAAUGACCUGAUUCCACUACUCGAGACUGUUAUUAUUGUACAUACACACUUACACCAGCACCCUGUCUUUGCGCUGGCGCCCAGGCCCAUGGAUGCUGCAUGGUGCUGCUGUGUUAAGCUUUCUUUGUGAGACCUGUUUCUGGGAAAACCGUCAUGUUCAAUGCAUACGAGCUGAAACACACCGUAUGCUUUGAACACAAAAAGCAACUAAAAUGGCAGCAGGGAUAUACAAAUUAAAAGGGGCUGAGUCGCCCCUUUUUCAAACUAAUGUCUGCUUACAUUCUCACAACACAAAAAAUCUCCAUUUUUGAUCUUCCAUUGCCCCAUAUUGGCACUGCGUACCAAUUGUGUUGCCUACUGAGGAACUCUUGUGUUUUUAACAUUUGUCUUAGUAGACCAGGGGCAGGAACAGAAGGGUUUAUUUCAGGUCUGUCACUCAUAAAGGCUCUAGCAAAGCACCAAAGACAGACACUCAUUCAGACACAAACGCCUUACCAAAAUUUAUUGAAACAAGACAAAACUUGACAGCAAGUGAACUAUAAAUUUAGGGCUAUUCAUACCACUGCCGUGAGAGAAUUAGCAAUCACAGCUAUAGGAUGAGUUGUUUUCUACAAUAUGACCACUAGCAAGCUACUUGACUUGCUUGCCUUUCGCCUCCACCACCAGGUGGCGCCCAUGCCUUCUGAGUUUACCCUUCUUUAGAAAGUAUUAUCAGCUCAUUUGUGUGUAAAUCGUGGACCUUUGCAUUCGAGAAUCCAAGCAUUUUGUAGCACCUAUUGGCGAAAUGUCUGAUAACCAAAAAAAAAUAGAUUGUGACGUUUGUUUUCCCUUCAAGCUAAAAACAAAUGCUCCCCUCUGUUAUUCCUCUGGUCCUCUACCUCUUAACCAAAGAGAGGGAGAAACUAUCAAUCCAUUUUCUCUAGUCUUUCAUUUGUUGCAUUGUGAUGCUUCACGGCUAAAAUGUCACUUUGCACUUUACACAUGCAGACGAAAUCGGUGCUCAGGAUAAGCCUGCAAAAUGUCACAACAUUCAGCUACUCAUUCACCUCUCUAUACAAGUUUACCUGUUUUUGACAAUCUUAAUAACAGCCCGGCAUAACUUGUUAUUGAAAAGUGCAUCUUUUUUAUUAAGAAAAGCUUUAUGCAUUUCAAAACAGGUUUUGAGGUUAAACUGACAUUUGUAAUAUACCCUUUCCUCACUUUUCAGAUCCGCAGUGUUAGAAUCUGUUUGCUUGAGUCUGUCUAUAUUGCCUUCCAUUUAAGUACAUGAGUGCCUAUGACCAUGUUACACUUUUCCUUCAAAAUUGAGAUACACUCAUCCUUCAAGUAUUUUUCGGGGAAGCAUGUUUGUUUUGCCUGUUUUGUGCCUUUAAACAAGAGUGUUAUUAAUAGCUAUUGGAGGUGAAUAAGAAAUCCAAGACAUUUUUUCCUGCCACCUCUUUGCUAUUCCUGACUUUCUGACUUCGCUUUCUCGAGACUGCGCACUGCUUUUCUCACCACCAGACAAGCUGAAAUCAUCAACAGCUACAAAAAUAGACUCGCUUUGCACAGAGCCCAUGUGCCCUGAACGGCAGUGAAAUUGGAGAAAUUAAAAAUGCGAAAUGGAUUUGAGUAGAGGCUUUUGAAACUCACCUGCCCUUAAGGGAAAUUUAGCAUUCAAUGCGUUUGUUUCAUUCCCUUGAUGGGAAUUCCACUUCUGCAGUAUUUAUAGGGACAGAACAAUAAAUGAAUGUUUAUUGAAGCACUCAAAGACACACUGUAUGCCUACCCGCUACGUAAAGGCUUGCUAUUAGUAAAACAUAGAAUGUACGGCUUUACUGUUUAUUUGCAGGCUGGCUCUGCAAAGAAUUAUGUAUUUAAUCACAGCUUCCCUGUCCCGGAUAGCUGCUGUCUGCCCCUUAGAGACCCCCUAGAGUUUGCUAACUGAAAGAAUAUUGACGCAAGGUACACCGACUACAGUUAUGAGCUUUGAGAAAAUGAUAAACAUCGGUAUACUUCCUAGGAUGGAAGCUUGUUGCCGUGGUGAUUUCAGGCUUGUUAGCACUUUUUGUCUUUGUUUGCUUUUGCACUUUCUUUUGCUUCGAUUUGGUCUGGCAUUGAUGUGCAUGGCAUUGACUGUUUUUAAACUAUGGCUUUUUAAAAGAGGUUACAUUUUGUAGCAUGGAAUGGGUUUCUUCCAUUAAAACGGUGCUUCUGAUGGCCCUGUAUAUUAUGUGCUUGCAUGGAAAAAUACUUUCUCAUACUUUUUACUUUGAUGUCUGCUGUGAUGAAGGCAUCAAAGUCUUCCUCCCUUGUACUUUAAUUGACUAUGCCUUCAUGAACUCUCGAGUUGUAUGUUUUGUAAUAGUAUUUAGAAGGUCUAGUUGAUUUCUUUUGAACGGUAUCAGAGAGGUCCCAUUUGCUCUUAAAACAAGUUGCAAGAAAUUUGUUUGGCUCUAACAACUGCUAACAGUAUAACAGCUAGACAUGCACUUUAUCCUUAAAUUAGAUACAAAGUUAGAUUUCUUUCAGUUUAACAAAAGUUGUACUGAGUGACAAAUUGUAAAAAUGUAACGUUAAAGUAUGCAUGUUUACAGGUAAGAUGUGCAUGGGUACGGUCUUGGGAGUGCUAGCUUGAGAGUUAGCAUGUAGUUUUAAAUAGUGGUAGCUUUCAUUAUUAAGCAAUCAUUAUGCACUUUUGUCUUGUUAUUAAAAAACAUCCCUCAUUCAACCACAGAUAAUCCAGAAUCCUGACUGGCAUCAUGUUAAUAGUAAUAUUGUUCUAUACUCGGUUAUUUAAUGUAAGUGGUUUGCAUUGCGCAGCAUAUAAACUCAGAAUUUUUGUGAGAGAUGAGAGCUAAAAGUUAAAAGUCGUGGUCUGUGUUACCUGUGCCUUUUAUUCAAAGUCCUGUAAUCAUUGUCGUAAUCAUUUUUAAGAGAGGCCACCGCCUUUAGUUUCAGUCGGGGUAAUUGUAGUGUUCAUAUAAACACACACAACAGUACACAGUUACCUGACAGCCAGCAGACCACUUUAUUGCUUUGUUUGCAUGCCUGUGGCCAGCAUGUAGCAAUCCCUUCUGUUCUUUGAGUGAUGUGAUGCAUCUUUUUAUGAUUUUUACAUUGUUUCAUUUGAUUUUUUCCUCUUUCUGAUUGUGCUGAGUUGAGUGGAAACUGUUCUUACUGUGAGCUGUGAUCAUGACUAGAAGGUUUCACAUUAAGAGAGGGUCAGAGGUACACUUGCGUCCUCUACCGUCAGCCGAAGGUAAAACUGUUAAGGGUGAUUUUCCCUGAAAAGAUGUAGUACCAGAGCAGUAGUUUUUUCUUGCACUUCUAUUAAACUUGUUUGUAAAAUGAAGUACAUCUAACCUCAUUUAAUAUAGGCAGAGACCACUUUUAAGAUUCUGUUUGAAAAGAAAGGCUCUAGAACUAGUUUUGAAAUCCACAUUUCCAUUCUUCUCUUAACGGGAUCGUUCAACCAAAAAUGAAAAUUCUGUCAUCAUUUACUCACGCUCAUGUAAUUUCAUACCUGUAUAAAUUUCUUUGAACACAAAGAAAGAUAUUUGGAAGAAUGUUAACAAUUUUCAGUUCUGGGACAUCAUCCACUACCAUAUAGGAAAAAAUAUUUUUGUUCUGUUGAACACAUAAUGAGAUAUUUUGAAGAAUUUAAGAAAACUUCUUCCUAGUCAAUGAUGUCCCGGAACUGAAAAUGACUAACAUUCUUCCAAAUAUCUUUCUUUGUGUUCAAAGUAAUUUAUACAGGUAUGAAAUUACAUGAGCGUGAGUAAAUGAUGACAGAAUUUUCAUUUUUGGAUGAACGAUCCCUUUAAGAAAAAAUGGAUCGGUCAGUUAUAAUGAAGCACUUAUUCUCCUUGGCAGAUGAUGUGGUAGGUGUUCUGUCAAAGUGGUCAUUGCCAAUUUUUUCCUCUUGAGGGGGGGGUGUCACUGGCUGCCUGUUAGAUUGACCCGACUCUUUACCUCUCUUCCUUAUCAAAUCUGUGAUUAUUUAAAGCUGUUUUGCACUUUGUGUUUUUUAACCUAGUUUGAAGAAUUACUGUUCUGGUCCUAAAACGAAGAUUCUGUUACUGUUCUGUAAUUAUUGUACUCUGUCGCAACCAGAAGCACACACACUACACAUACACUAUGAAGGGCUUUUAAAAUACUAAAUCAGAAUGUUUUUGCUGCUGCAAAGAAAAAAGAAAAACGUUUUAUUGAAACCUUUGUAAUAUUUUUAACCAACUGUGAUUUGUACAAAAUGGAGUGUGGGGAAGGGUUGGAAAAAAGUUAUCUGUUUCAGUAUUUUAAUGUUUGCUUGGCUUUUAAUAAAACUAAACUGAAAUCUAUUAACUCGCCUUUUCUUUA